AUGCGCAGUAUAUUCUACUUUGCUCUUGCCUUCGCGGCUUUGACUUGCAGCAACGCUUCCGCAGCGCUUCCGAAUCCCGACGAAACUCGGCUCUUAUCAGACACUUUUACCAAAAGAUCCCUUCGGGUCGCAGGCCAAGAAGCUGCCCGGGGCGAAGAGAUUGUGAGAGUUACAGCCCAGAGUACUAACAAAAUCUUCAAGAGACCGGCGGAAAAAGACAUGAGCAAACUGAUUGCAGCGGCUAAGAAGGCGCUGUUGGAGAAAAAGAUGGCUAAGCUCUCAAAGGUCAUUAAGAAGCCAGCGAAGUAG
Messenger RNA from Phytophthora infestans T30-4, 309 nucleotides. RefSeq names its product secreted RxLR effector peptide protein, putative. The record is from RefSeq and is a predicted model, not a curated record. The coding region runs from base 1 to 309 and encodes 102 amino acids. Lineage: Eukaryota; Oomycota; Peronosporomycetes; Peronosporales; Peronosporaceae. The transcript has a single exon.